AGGGAAGAUGAAAAGGAAGAAAAAGAAAAGAAGAAGAGAGAAGAAAAGGAGGGAAGAGAAAAGACGAACGAAGGGAGAAAGGACAGAAAGGAGGAAAACAGAAAAAAAGGCGAAAAGGAGCUCAA
Molecule: messenger RNA, 125 nt
Organism: Salvelinus sp. IW2-2015
Lineage: Eukaryota; Metazoa; Chordata; Actinopteri; Salmoniformes; Salmonidae
Source: RefSeq, a predicted model, not a curated record